Messenger RNA from Ostrinia furnacalis (Asian corn borer), 3649 nucleotides. It is a transcript of the gene HDAC6, whose product is annotated as histone deacetylase 6. Lineage: Eukaryota; Metazoa; Arthropoda; Insecta; Lepidoptera; Crambidae. Gene Ontology annotation, molecular function: histone deacetylase activity; zinc ion binding. The transcript has 19 exons. The record is from RefSeq and is a predicted model, not a curated record. Gene Ontology annotation, cellular component: histone deacetylase complex. Gene Ontology annotation, biological process: epigenetic regulation of gene expression. The coding region runs from base 190 to 3594 and encodes 1134 amino acids.
GUGAAUGCGUCGAAUUGUUGAAUCGAAAAUGCAAUCAAUGCAGAACGUAAAUUGCAGUUUUUAAUAAUCCAUGUGCAUUUAAUUUGUAUGUGCAAUAAUCAUAUUUGAUCAUGUAGUACUAGUGUAUAGUGAAAUUGUCAAAUUCUCGUGUAAGCACAAGUUUGUGUAACUUUAUUAAAGUCGUAAACAAUGUCUACCCCACCGCCGCCGCAGCUGCGCCGCUCCGCAGGUGAGGGCAAGAAGACCACCCCGCCGACGUCUAGUAUUGUGACCAGAAAUGGUGCUCGCAAGGCCAAGAUACAAACUCGGGCUAUGUCAGCAGGGGCCAAGCCGUCUGCCUCUGUGCUUGCAGCGAAAAAGAAGGCUCUGCAGAAGAAAAAACAGACUGUGGACACUGUGAUUCGAGACCAUUAUCAAAUUGCCAUGGAAUCUAAAAACAAAGUGAAGGGGCCAACAGGCUUUGUUACGGAGCCUCGAAUGGCUGAGCACCGGUGUCUGUGGGACGAAAACUACCCUGAGUGCCCUGAGAGGUUAAUACGUGUGAUUGACAGGUGUAAAGAACUGAACCUCAUAGAACAAUGCAAAGAAUUCCCUCCACGUGCCGCGGAUAAAGAAGAAUUAAACAUUCUGCAUUCUCCUAGUGUGUUUGAGAUGCUUGAGACUACCCACCAGAACAACAAUCUCGAAUAUUUGGAAGACCUGUCUUCUAAAUACGAUGCCAUCUACAUACAUCCUAGCACUCACGAGCUAGCCCUAAUGGCCGCGGGCUCGACCAUAGACAUGGUGGACCGCAUCGUGUCGGGCGCGGUCCACAACGGCGCGGCGCUCGUGCGGCCGCCGGGACACCACGCCAUGGCGGCCGAGCCCUGCGGCUACUGCUUCUACAACAACGUGGCGCUGGCUGCGAGGCACGCCAUAGACAAGCGCGGGCUGAACAGGAUACUGAUUGUGGACUGGGAUGUACACCAUGGACAAGCCACGCAACAGAUGUUCUAUGAUGACCCCAGGGUGGUGUAUUUCUCCAUCCACCGCUACGAGCAUGGCGCGUUCUGGCCCAACCUGCGGCAGUCGGACUUUCACUACGUAGGCAGCGGGCGCGGCGCCGGUACCACCUUUAAUGUGCCGCUCAAUAAGACUGGCAUGCACGACGGGGACUACCUGGCCAUAUGGCACCAGCUGCUGCUUCCUAUGGCGCUCGAGUAUCAACCAGAGCUGAUACUGGUAUCAGCGGGAUACGACGCUGCCAUUGGCUGCCCAGAGGGCGAAAUGGAAGUGUCCCCGGCGUGUUACGCGACUCUGACGCACCUCUUGAUGUCGGUGUGCCCGGCGGUGUGCGUGGUGUUAGAAGGCGGAUACUGUGUGCCGUCUCUGGCUGAGGGCGCGGCGCUCACGCUGCGUACUCUGCUAGGACACCCGCCGCCGGCGCUGGCGCCCGAACCACCUAGUGACGACAUCCGUGAAUCGAUCCUCAACUGCAUAUACGCGCACAAACCGUACUGGCGUUGCUACAACUACCAGCCUACGUACAGCAUAGAUGAGUCGGUGCCCAACGUGUGCGACAGAGCGAAACAGAAACAUACGGUCGCGGUGAGGUGGGAGGGAGACGAGACGAGGCCUGACAGGUUCGCCACGAGAGACUGCUACCCGUUGCAGGACAACGAGACCAAGAAAAAGAAUAUGGAGAAGCUUAACAGGUUAAGGCUAGUGACAGAUUUGACGUUGCCACAACACGCUGUAGGGUAUAUUUACGACCAAGCCAUGCUGAAACACAAAAAUAUUUGUGAACCCGGCCACGUGGAAUGUCCGGAGCGUAUAAUGAGGAUACACGAGCGGCACCGAGACUUCGGGCUGUUGGAGCGGUUACACCACAUACAGGCGCGGGCCGCGACAGACGAAGAGAUAUUGGCUGUCCACACGAGGAACCAUCUCAAUAGGCUCAAGGAAUUAUCAUCGACGAAACUAAGAGAUUUAAACAGCCAAAAGGAGGCCUUCGACUCUGUGUAUUUCCACCCGGAGUCUCUGGAGAGCGCCUCGGUAGCCAUGGGUUGCGUCUUACAGAUGGUAGACGCGGUAUUAGGAGGCACGUGCGGAGCGGGCACGUGCGUGGUGCGCCCGCCGGGACACCACGCCGACGCCGACCUGCCCAGCGGGUUCUGUCUGCUCAACGCCGCCGCCGCCGCCGCCGCCUACGCAGUACAGGCACACGGCCUGACACGCGUCAUGAUCCUCGACUGGGACGUGCAUCACGGGAACGGGACGCAGCGGAUCACGUACCGGGACGACAAGAUCCUGUACGUGUCCAUCCACCGCUACGACAACGGCUCGUUCUUCCCGCACUCGACCGACGCCGACUAUACCGCGGUGGGUGAGGGCCGCGGGGAGGGGUUCAAUAUCAACAUACCCUGGAAUAAGCGCGGCAUGGGCGACGCGGAGUACCUGGCGGCGCUGGCGGCGGUGGUGCUGCCGGUGGCGGCGGAGUUCCGGCCGCAGCUGCUGCUGGUCUCCGCCGGCUUCGACGCCUGCGUCGGCGACCCGCUCGGAGGUUGCAAAGUGUCCCCGGAAUGCUACGGGCGCAUGACGCAUCUCCUGCGGUCCGUAGCCGGCGGCCGCGUCAUCCUGUGCCUCGAGGGCGGCUACAACGUCACCAGCAUCGCCUACGCUAUGACGCUUUGCACCAAGGCCCUGCUCGGCGACCCCAUCCACCACCACUACGACCCAAAACCCACCGUGCACUGGUCGGCUGUAGAAUCCAUCAACAACGUCAUCAACACCCACAAGAAAUACUGGAAGAAUCUCAAAUUUCAACUCGCUUUACCCAUCGAAAACGUCCUCCCCGAACCCCACCCGUCCCGAGGAUUAACGAUCACAGAUCACAACGAAUCUCACGAGAAAUUAGCCGAAUUAUCCUUGGCCAGCUCCCUCGAUGAAUCCAAGUCGAAGAGCCAGUUGGACGCGUCUUUAGAAAUCAACAUGGCCAAUCUGAGCAUAGACAGGCCGAAGUGCGAGGACGGUAUCCACUGCGGGACGGAUGACGAGGACGACGGUCCUGACGGUUCCAAAAACAAAACUGACGCUGGCGACAAAGAGACCGCGCAGUGUAGUAAAAAACAAAAGAAGUCGCACGAUGAAGAAAAAGAAGUUGAAGGGAGUUCGAGUAAAAAAGAUGAGCAAAAAACGACGCUUGUGGAUUAUUUGGCUGAGAACAUGCAGGCUAUAGUUGAUGGGGAGAUGUUCGCAGUGAUUCCUUUGCCGUGGUGUCCUCACCUAGAGACGAUGUACGCCAUUCCCGGCGACGUGAAGUUCGAGCAAGGCGUGAAAUGCGUGGACUGCGACGAGACCGCCGAGAACUGGGUGUGUCUGCAUUGUUUUGUUAUCGCGUGCGGGCGAAGCGUCAACGCACACAUGCAAGCGCACUACCGGUCCUGCUCGCACCCGCUAGUGCUGUCUCUGCUCGACCUCUCAGUAUGGUGCAACGAAUGCGAUGCGUACGUCGACCACGAGCUACUAUACGAUGCGAAGAACAACGCGCAUCGCUGCAAGUUCGGCGAGGAUAUGCCCUGGUGCUACAAAAGCGACACCCUCCAUCUCAGCUAAGGCCUAUAGGACUGUCUCCCAUGUUUCCACGAUAAUUUGAACUGUAUUCACUUAU